GGGCACGGCUGGGCAGCGGCCGCAGCGGCGACAGCGACAGCGGCCACAGCAGCAGCAGCAGCAGCAGCAGCAGCGCGCCCCGCCGCCGACAUGGUGUCCCCCGUCACCGUGGUGAAGAGUGAAGGCCCUAAACUGGUCCCGUUCUUUAAAGCCACUUGUGUCUAUUUUGUCCUCUGGCUGCCAACUUCCAGCCCCUCCUGGUUCAGUGCCCUCAUUAAAUGUCUGCCCAUCUUUUGCCUGUGGGUUUUCCUUCUGGCUCAUGGGAUUAACUUCUUAGUGUCACACCGGAGUGCCAGCCGCAUCCUAGCAGGACUCAUAUUCUCGGCAGUGGGAGAUGCCUUUCUCAUCUGGCAGGAGCAAGGCUACUUCAUUCAUGGUCUGCUGAUGUUCGGCAUCACGCACAUCCUGUACUCUUCAGCCUUUGGCAUGAAGCCUUUGGACCUCAAAGCCGGCUUGCUGAUGGGCAUCGUUUCCAGCUCCUGCUACGCCUUCCUGUACUCCUACCUCUCGGGCCCCUUCACCUACCUGGUGGCCGUCUACAUCGCCCUCAUCGGCUUCAUGGGCUGGCGCGCGGUGGCGGGCGUGCAGCUCUGCAACGACCUGUGGACGUGGACCAAGCUGUCGGCCUGCGUGGGUGCCAUGCUCUUCAUGGUGUCAGACCUGACCAUCGCGCUCAACGAGUUCUGCUUCCCCGUGCCCUACUCGCGCUUCAUCAUCAUGGCCACCUACUAUGCGGCCCAGAUGCUGAUCGCGCUCUCGGCCGUGGAGACCAGGGAUGAGGAGGACUUCAGGAAGAGGAGCUAGGUGGAGUGCCAAUGGUCUCUGAACACAUGGGUUAUAUCUCAGGUGCUGUAGCUGCAUUCACCCCUGAGAGAGAUCUCCAUUUCUCUAGGCACACUGGUGAUGUUGAUUUUGCUUCUUUGAAGCAUUACCUUUGGGAAUUACAUUUUUUUCGUUGGCUUUCUCUGAAUACAGCUUACUUCAGUGUGGAGUCCACAUCAGAAAGCUUAGACUGUCCCUGCAGUAGUUACUCAUUCAACUUUUCCUCCUUGGAAGUGCUGUACUACUGCAUUCUACUUGUUAGUUUUGAAAUUGAUGCUGAAUGUCUGGGAAGAGGAGGGCUGGUGGAAAGGAGGUUUGGCCAUGCACUGUGCUGAAAGCCUUCCUCUCAACUGUAGGCAGACAAGCACAGAUCUCUGCUAAAGUCAUAGGUAAAAAUUAAUUUAACCAAUGUUUGUCUCUUUUUGUGCAUUACAGUAUGCAAACUGGAGCUAUUCCUCUACUGAAAGGAAGCUUGGAGGGAGAAUAAAAAGAGCAUAUCCAGCUGUGAGCUGAGCUCUGGAGUCAAUGGCAGCGUGUGGGGCAGCAGCCAGCAGAGCCAGCAUGAAAGCAGAACCCCAAGCCAAGGGCACAGAGUGAGAGGUGUGCUGGCAGUGCUGUGUGCUUUGAUUGCAGUGCUCACUGCUCCUGGGCAGGUCUGUAGGUGCAGGUCAGCACUGCUGCCUGUGGCAGAGCUGUAGAGAGCAGGAGUUUGGUGGGAUUUCAGGGACAUCUCAGUGUUCUGCCUCUCC
Molecule: messenger RNA, 1571 nt
Organism: Melospiza georgiana
Lineage: Eukaryota; Metazoa; Chordata; Aves; Passeriformes; Passerellidae
Gene: TMEM86A
Product: transmembrane protein 86A
Exons: 3
Coding region: 91-804 (237 amino acids)
Cellular component (GO): membrane
Source: RefSeq, a predicted model, not a curated record